This is a messenger RNA of Anopheles cruzii, 1659 nucleotides long. RefSeq names its product NKAP family protein CG6066-like. Bases 1 to 1653 code for a protein of 550 amino acids. NCBI's taxonomy places the organism in Eukaryota, Metazoa, Arthropoda, Insecta, Diptera, Culicidae. Gene Ontology annotation, cellular component: nucleus. Gene Ontology annotation, molecular function: chromatin binding. The record is from RefSeq and is a predicted model, not a curated record. Gene Ontology annotation, biological process: regulation of gene expression. The transcript has a single exon.
AUGGGUAACAGAAGUCGUUCGCGAAGUCGGGGAAGACAAGAUAAAAAACGUUCGACACGCCGCUCCGCCAGUUCGCAGUCCAGCACGGAGGGCAGCGAAAGCGACGGAAGCACCAGCGACAGCAGCCACAGUCGCAGCAGUGAUUCCACAAAUAACGCGAAAAAUUCACGCACUCAAAGCCUGGAAGACAAACGAAGCAAAGGUAGAAAAGACUCGGACCGCAAGCCUACGCCUCGAAGUGAGAAACGGGAUGAGAGAACACCCACAACCAAGGGUCGCAUCGAUGGUAAACAGCUCAGUAAAGAUCGGUCCGGCCGAAGUCGCCCGGAUACGCCAGAACAAGUGAGGCGCUCGCCUCGCCGGCACGAUAGAUCCCGUAGCGCUGACAGAGAUCGGCGUGGUAAUCGGACAGUUUCAGACGCAGCAGGACGAGCUCAAGAAGAAUGGCGGAAUCGACGCGACGAUCAGUUCAGGCGGCAGCGGGAAGAGAACCGUCGGCGACGCACACCGAGCCCACGGGAACGGAGGGAUCGUGAUUCUCGAGAUCAUUCGAGGCGAGCCAACGAUCGAUUCCAUCACAAUAAUGAUCGCCGGAAUGGUGCAGAUCGUGAGGAGGACCGACGCGAAAGAAAAGAUCACUCGAGAGAUCGUUUAUCGAGACAUCCGGGCGAUCGCUACCACGACGAGCACCGUAACGAGGGCGAGCAGGGUGCGUACCGGCAGCAGAACCGAUGGAAGCACGAUAUGUACGAUGAGCACGAAUCGCAACGCAAUGUCGAUCGUAGCUACCGUAAAUCAAACCGCGACAUGAUGAAUGAAGACUUUAUGCAGUCACGGCGACUGCAGCGCGAAAUCAUCGGCACCGAGGGAGUGCCUCAAGCUUGGGGGACUUCACCGUCACCGGUCACCAGUUCCGAAGAUGAGGAAUCGCAGAAAAAAGCGAAAGAGUUGUCGAAGCACAAAAAAUCCAAGCUGAAAGCGAAGGCAAAGAAACGAUCCAACAAAAGCCGCUCGAAGAAGGACAAAAAGAAGAAAAAAUCUUCCAAAAAGUCCAAAAAAUCGAAGAGCGCAAAGAAGAAAAAGCGAAAGAGCAAGAAAGUUGAAUCAUCAUCCUCAUCAUCGCCGUCGUCGGAAUCCGCUUCUGAUUCGUCCUCGUCCGGCGAUGAAGCAGAAGUUUGGGUCGAGAAAUCUGAAGCAUUGGCGAGGACGAAUGACACGGUUAAGAGCGGGCCCGGUGGUGGAUUGUCGCUGAAAGAAAGUUCGCGAGCCGACGAGGACGGUGACAACCUGGUGGGUCCCGUGAAAGCGAGCGGAAACCUGAACCAAAAGGACUUCGGUCGUGCCCUGCUGCCCGGUGAAGGUGCGGCGAUGGCGGCCUACGUUACGGAGGGUAAGCGUAUUCCGCGGCGCGGUGAAAUCGGCCUCACGUCGGACGAAAUCGCCAACUUCGAAGAUGUCGGGUACGUGAUGAGUGGAAGUCGCCACCGGCGCAUGGAAGCCGUGCGUAUCCGUAAGGAAAAUCAGAUCUAUUCGGCCGACGAGAAGCGUGCCCUGGCCAUGUUCAGCAAGGAGGAGCGCCAGAAACGGGAGAACAAAAUUCUGACUCAGUUCAAGGAGAUGAUCAGUGCGAAGCUGUCGGAGAACAAAAAAUGAACGCCC